CAUUGUCAAAUGUGUCUAUUAUUCAAAAUUUGCACAACUAUUUUGUGUUUCGUAUUUUUGUGAUAUUCACAUUUUUUUAUUAAAAUGGCUGUGUUUAAUCCCUUCGAUCCCUUAAAAAAUGUUACACCGCGGUUUACAGAAGAACAACUAAACGAAAUAAUAGAUUUUUUUGAUGAGAAAGCCCAACCUUUAUUAACUAUAGAUGAUGGAGAACCUAUUAACGUAAUAUCUAUUGAAACUUUUAUAGAAUUCCUGGGAUUGAAAAAAUAUCAUAGAAGACAUUUCAAUUACCCUACGUAUAAGGAAAUCAUGGCUGACGCAGAACUUUUGAGGGCUGGAGUGACUAGAGUAUUGACAAAGGAGCAAGUUAUUUACAUGUUAGAUAAACGAGUUACAGAAGCAGAAAUAAAACAUGAAUUACUUUUGGCUUUUCAAGUUUUUGACACUGAAAACAGAAAUUUUCUAGAGCUUGGAGAAUUAGAAUCGAUAGUUACUAGAUACGGAGAUGCUUUCAAUAGAGACGAAACUAUAGAAAUGAUGCGUGAUGCGAAUGUACGUGGCGAUGGAAACAUAGUUUAUGAGAACUUCGUUGAAAGUUUAUUUGCCAUGGCACCAGAACUCUACGAAAUACCGACUGAUUUUCUUUAUACUGAUCCCGAUGAAGAUCCCUCAGUCCCGCCACUUCCUCCAGAGCCGGAGCCGGAACCUGAACCCGAACCCGAACCAGAGGCUGUUGCUGAACCGCCUCCACCUCCGACUCCACCUCCUCCACCCCCAGCAAAAGGAAAAGGGCCUCCAGGGAAAGGAAAAAAGAAAUAACAGAGUGGGUUACAAGAUAGAUACUUAUUGCAACUAUCAGGAGUUCAGGAACAUUAUACAUUUAAAAUUAGAAA
This is a messenger RNA of Cydia pomonella (codling moth), 893 nucleotides long. RefSeq lists its product as uncharacterized. Gene Ontology annotation, molecular function: calcium ion binding. The record is from RefSeq and is a predicted model, not a curated record. The transcript has 4 exons. Lineage: Eukaryota; Metazoa; Arthropoda; Insecta; Lepidoptera; Tortricidae. Bases 85 to 819 code for a protein of 244 amino acids.